AUGUCAUUGAAUAUUUUACACCGCUCAAUAGCCAAAUCAACAAUUGCUAAUAUAGUUAAAGCUACUUCUUGUAGACAGCCCCUUAACAGAGUAGGCCUGAUUGCUUCUACUUUUCAUCCGGUAAGAACAUUUUUCACUACUCAAUAUAGGGACAACCAACAAAGACAAGCUGUCAACGAUAUUCUGAACUCUGAAUACAAAAUUGAAAAAGAUUUAGCAUCUACAGAACAAUCCCCAGACAUGUUCAGGCCUUAUUUAGAAAAAUCUAAUUUCUUUAUUGUUGAAACGCCUGGCAAGAACGAAGCUAAACUUGUUAAGAAGACUGAUUCAGGUGAAACCGUCCACGUCUUUUUCGAUGUGGCUCAAGUGGUAAACCUUCCAUUUGAUGACCUAGUUACAGAAGAAAAUAUUGCUGCUGCUGAAGAUAAUAAUGAUGAAACAUUUGAUUCAUUAGACGACAAUUUUGCUAAUGUUACUGUUGUCGUAAGCCAUGAAGGCAAUGGAUCCGCAGUAUCCUUUGAUUUGUUGAUGAAUUUACAAGAUCGUUCUUUCUACAUUGACAGUGUUACUCCAUUUAAAUCUGCUGCUGACAUUUUACAUGACACUGCUGAAUCACAAUUUAAUAAUGAUUUGAAGUAUCGUGGCCCACCAUUUUCGAAUCUUGAUGAAGGAUUGCAAGAAUCUUUAGAACUAUACUUAGAAAGUAGAGGUGUCAAUGAAGAAUUAUCAGAAUUCAUUUGUACUUAUUCUGAAUUCAAGGAGAACAAUGAAUAUAUCUCCUGGUUAGAAGACAUGAAAGGUUUCUUUAAAAAUAAGUAA
Molecule: messenger RNA, 819 nt
Organism: Arxiozyma heterogenica
Lineage: Eukaryota; Fungi; Ascomycota; Saccharomycetes; Saccharomycetales; Saccharomycetaceae
Gene: MAM33
Product: Mam33p
Exons: 1
Coding region: 1-819 (272 amino acids)
Biological process (GO): cytosolic ribosome assembly
Cellular component (GO): mitochondrial matrix
Source: RefSeq, a predicted model, not a curated record